Ictalurus furcatus (blue catfish) is the source of this 4600-nucleotide messenger RNA. RefSeq names its product autocrine motility factor receptor a (gene amfra). Gene Ontology annotation, molecular function: ubiquitin protein ligase activity; ubiquitin binding. Gene Ontology annotation, cellular component: cytosol; endoplasmic reticulum; ubiquitin ligase complex. Gene Ontology annotation, biological process: ubiquitin-dependent protein catabolic process; endoplasmic reticulum unfolded protein response; protein K48-linked ubiquitination. The transcript is spliced from 13 exons. The record is from RefSeq and is a predicted model, not a curated record. Bases 682 to 2550 code for a protein of 622 amino acids. NCBI's taxonomy places the organism in Eukaryota, Metazoa, Chordata, Actinopteri, Siluriformes, Ictaluridae.
GGCAGUGAAACCCAGAGAAACGACUGGAACAACAAAACAAGAGACUACAACCUACUGAUAUCCUGAGCGUCUCAAAUUAUACUUCAGACGUUGUCGAGCAGACGAGGGCGAAAGACGGCACAUGAGAGUGAUAUGUCCUUCACUUCACCAGUGUAGUUGAUAUUAAUCCGCUUAAGAACAUUAAUCUUAGCGAGCUGAAGCGUUUGGACAGUUUGUUAGCCUAAGUUAGCUUGUUAGCCUGACAGCUAGCUGUCGCACAACGCUCCGAAGCAAAGAGGAUAUUCAUUCUGUAUUCAUGUUCCUUCAUUGUUGAAACGAGUGUCGAUCGAUUUGGAAAGCAGUAGUGUAAUCCUGUAGGGAUGGGACUCAAAACGGACACGAAUGAAAAAGUGAAAUUAUUUAAGUCCGUCUCCAGCCUCUUAAUGUUUGCAGAAAGGUCUGUCGUUUACUCGUAGUGUAGUGAGUCUUAACCAGCCAGGGUUCUUAGUAAAUGUUUAUACACACACGCACCUAAAUAGUUAAAUAUAUUAGAUUUGUACCAUUUAAGUCUACUUAUAGGUUGCAGUAGUAUCAUUUCCUAAUUUGAUUCGAGCCCUAAAGCUUGUUAAGUAAACAGUCUGUGGGGGAAAAGCAGCCUGUCUGUGAACCUGACACGUAGUUCGGACGCUGGACACUGCCACCAUGCCUCUGGUGUUUCUGGAGAGGUUUCCUUGGCCCAGUUUGCAGACUUACACCGCUCUGAGUGCAGUGCUGCUGGCUGGGACUUUGUUAAAUGCCUACACAGCUGUGACAGAGACUGCAGCUCCAGCUGCAGAAGAAACUCAGAGCAACCCUGUAGACAACAUUAGUGAUGGAAAUGUGGCCACGGAUAUACUGCCUUAUCUCAUCUCAGACAGCUUGUUUGUUUGGGUUCUGGUGAAUACAGCAUGCUGUGUCCUCAUGCUGAUCGCCAAAAUGAUCCAGUGCAUCGUUUUCGGUCCUCUGAGGGUCAGUGAGAAACAGCACUUAAAGGACAAGUUCUGGAACUUCAUCUUCUAUAAAUUCAUCUUCAUAUUUGGGGUGCUGAAUGUGCAGACCGUGGAAGAGGUGGUGCAGUGGUGUUUGUGGUUCGCUGUUCUAAUCUUCCUCCAUCUCAUGGUCCAGCUCUGUAAAGAUCGCUUUGAAUAUCUGUCCUUUUCUCCGACAACUCCCAUGAGCAGUCAUGUGCGAGUGCUGGCCCUGCUGGUGUCCAUGCUGCUGUGCUGUGGAGGUCUAGCUGUGCUCUGUGGCCUUGUUGGCCAUCUCCAUGGCAUGCAUACUGUUGCCUUUAUGGCUGCUGAGUGUUUACUUGUUACAGUGCGCACUGGACAUGUUAUUACGAGGUACUCUAUUCACUUGUGGGAUCUGAACCAUGAAGGCACUUGGGAGAGCAAAGGCACCUAUGUCUACUAUACUGACUUCAUUAUGGAGCUCACCCUCCUCUGCCUUGACCUGAUGCAUCACAUCCACAUGCUGCUCUUUGGAAAUAUUUGGCUGUCUAUGGCCAGCCUGGUGAUCUUUAUGCAGCUUCGCUACCUCUUUCAUGAGGUGCAGAGAAGAAUCCGCCGCCACAAGAACUACUUGCGUGUCAUUGACAAUAUGGAGUCCAGAUUUGCAGUAGCGACCCCGGAUGAGCUUGUUGCCAAUAAUGAUGACUGUGCAAUCUGCUGGGACUCAAUGACCUCAGCACGGAAGCUGCCCUGUGGACACCUUUUCCAUAGUUCAUGUCUUCGAUCGUGGUUGGAGCAGGACACCUCCUGUCCAACAUGCCGCAUGUCACUGAACAUUAACGAGGGUGUGAGAGAGGAGGGGCAGAGGGCACCAGCCGAUGGCAACAUGGCUGCAGUGCCUGGAAACGAUGUCCGACCUCACCUCAACCACUUCUUUCACUUUGAUGGCUCACGAAUUGCUAGCUGGCUCCCGAGCUUUUCUGUGGAAGUUAUGCAUACAACCAACAUCCUGGGCAUCGCACAGGUCAACAACUCACAGCUCAGUGCCAUGGCCCAUCAGAUACAGGAGAUGUUCCCUCAGGUUCCUUACCAUCUGGUGCUGCAAGAUUUGCAGCUCACUCGCUCUGUGGAGGUCACCACUGACAACAUCCUGGAAGGCAGGAUCCAGGUGCCCUUCCCUGCCCAGCCCCUGGACCGAGCACCUGUUCAGGUAAGCCAGGCACCGGGUGAGCCUGCUGGAGGUAGCAGGGGUUCAGAGCCCACCACUGCGGAGACAGAGGACCUUGAGGUGCGUGGCAGCCGGUUCUCAAAAUCUGCAGAUGAGAGACAGAGGAUGCUGCACCAGAGAAAAGAGGAGCUGCUGCUGAGAGCGCGCAGACGCUAUCUAAACAAAAGCGAUAUAAAAGAAGCUUCCUCCUUCUCUGUUGCUGCCUCCAAUGAGGAGGAGGAGGAGGAGGAGGAUGAUGUCCCUUCCUCUUUUGAAGAGGACGACUCCAGUUCAGACUCUUUGACCAUGCGUCGCAGGGUGCUAGCAGCUGCAGCCGAGCGACGUUUGCACAGGCAGGCAGACGCACCCAUCUGAGGGGGGAUCCCAUCUAGCUCUGCCCCAUCUCCAUCUUCCCAUGGCUGUCUCUGUGAUGAAGAGGAAAGUAGCUCCUGGUCACUUUCAUCUCAAAUGAAGCCAAAACCUGCAUGACACUCACCUGUGCCAUGAUCCAGCCAUGGCCAAUACGUAGCAGACCAGCUGUGUCUCUGAUAGGUCUCAGUGUUCACUCUGUUUGUUUUAAGCCUUUCCUAUCAUGCACUUUUCAUAUGACGCACCAGCUUGGCUGUGUCUAUGGAAAAAAAAAAGUCUAUGCAUGUGUCAUUUAUACCUUUUAAAAUGUUAAGUUCCUAAUCUGUCUAAACAACAAUGGGCCCACCAAAAGAGUUCAGGAAAGAAUUAUGAACCUGAUGCCUGGUAGUUCCUCAGUUGUUCUUCAGCUGUAUCUGAAAUCUCAUGUGACAUGAGCAGUGUUUAGCUUAGUUCUUUCAGGACCAUAGCAAUGCAAGUGUUAGUCUGCAUUUGGUUUAAUUUGAGAAAGUUGCAUUUAGCUCUUUAUUAAAAUCUGUUCUGUUAUAAAGUGAUUUUUAGACUCAGAACUUUAUGAAAUCAAGUUUGGUGAUUUUAGCUUAAGGCACAAGCUAACACUAUGAACAUAGUUAGCCAUGAGCUAAAGGAAAUUGUUGGCGUAGUUGGCAUUGAAAUGAUCAUUUGCUAUGUCUGUGUGGGAGUUUAUUCUGGUUCAGAUUAAAGGUCUUUGACUCUUUUUUCCAAAUUUGGAGAAUUGAUUACAAAUUUAAGUCAUAACAUGGUUAGCUUCUCCCAGCAGAGUCAUGCUUCAUACAUGUGGGUAUGUGCUUGCAGUGAUUAGAGGAGCCACAGAUGAUUUGAAUGCCUGUGGUUCGAUCCCAGUUCACAUUUAGGGUGUGUUGAAGAUGACAAACUGAUAGUCAGCUCAUGCUUUCUAUUUGAUUUGUUUAUGAUAUAAAAUGAGUCGUCGUCUUACGGGGGAAAAUGUUUUAAUCACAUAGCUUUGUCUAACCAUUUCUUGUCAAGUUUCUGCUUUGGUGUUUGCAUUUGGUUAUGUUACAUCGAUGACUUAUAGUUCUGUAAACAACUGAUGCAGUGAAAUGUUACUUCACAUGUUAUUCCUCUGUUUUAUGAUGUGUUUGAGUGAGUGUUAGCUGAGAUGUUCAGAUUUGAUCAGGGUAUUGGGAGACAUGCAUUAAGAUUGAGAGGCUGUAUAUUUUUUAUUAUUAUUUGGGAUUCUGCUUAUAGUUUGAGGUUUUUGCAACUUUCCAAUUCAGCAUGAGUGACAACACUGGUCAGCUUUUGUUUAAUUAUUUUUUACUAAUUAGUAAUAUUUUUCUGAAUGCAGCUUAAGGAAGAAAGCUCUAUUUUGCAUAAUAUAAUACAUCACUAAAACAAAAAAUAAAAACUGAAAUAAGAUGAAUGUGUCGAGGCUGGUAUUCUACCAUUGGAGUAAAUAUAGGAUUCCACUAGCAUUCCCACAGUAGCCGAUUGGCUACAUGGCUUUUAUUUUGACUUCAGGCUGGUAACUGGUUCCCAGUUAGCUACCAUUUGAUAUUUUUCUUUCAUUUUCUCCCUCUGUUUGUUGCCUCUUUCUAUGCAUGACAUCAUAGCUUGUGAUUCAUAGGUCCUAUAUUGCCUAACAAAGUAUUUCCAAAGAAACCACAAGUCAUUUUUACCUGAGGCUGGAGAUUGUGGAAUGUUUUUCUAGUGAUAAAGCUUGUUCUCAGACCACAGGUCAGAUCUGGAGCUCUACACUGUGCUUUUACAACUGCAACUUUGAUCAGUAUUUCUGUAACUGAGAAAAGUGUAAGUAUCUGAACCACAGAACUAUUCCGAUACAUUAUGUAAUUGCCAUUAACAUGUGAUUUACUUCUUACUGACCUAUACUAAAUCUGAUUGAACUAUCUGAAUGCUUUUUUCUAUCAAUUAUUUUUUUCGGUUUUCAUUUGUGCCUAAAUUCACCAGUGGAUUAGUUGAAUUGUAAAUAAUUUUGUAAUGAAGACUGUAUAAUAAAUGUUAAAUGACCCUGUAUAAAAUAAAAUUCUGAAUUAAUGAA